GGGACUCAAAGAAAACCCAAAAGUCUUCCUCCCCUUGAUCCAGAAGUUCUUUCUGUAUUUGUGCCUCCGUUUAUCAGCAGAGAGGACACUCAGCUGAUUAAUGCUGGUAAUAACUUGAAUAAAAGUAAACGCCGGUCUUUCCGAAAGAAAAAAGAGAGACCAAAGAUUGAAAACGUGAAGAGUCUCAAUGGGGAGCAGAAAGCAUCUGACACUGAAGAUAUUACAGUUCCAAAGGACAUUGAUCUUAUUGGUUUGCCACAGCUCUGCUUCCCAGGAGGACUUUAUAUAACUUCUGAAGUGAAAGAGGACCACAUUCAUUUCCUGGUCUUCACAGAUGUCUGUGGUAACAGAACAUACGGUGUUGUUGCACAGUACUACCAGCCUAUGCAAGAUGGCUGUAAUUCCUCGAAUGGGCAGGCCCAUUGGGAAUCUGCACAGACUGGGAAGAUGCCUGUCUGUUUCGUACCGUUCGCUGUUUGUGUCAUAUCCAGAUAUCCAUAUUUUAAUGCCCUCAAGGAUUGCCUCUCUUGCUUACUAGUGCAACUGCGACCAUUCAAGGAUUUAGAUGUUGAGGAGCACAUAAAAGAAUUUGCAGCAAAAUUAUUUUUAAUACCCAGCCCUCCACCAGGACCACUCCACUUGGUAUUUAAUCUGAAACCACUUCAGAUAAUAAUUCCUUCACGAGAGGAUCCAGACAGUCCAAUUAUUGACUUGGAUCUUCAUCUUCCAUUGCUGUGUUUCAAGCCAAAGCAGGUGCUACAGAUUAUGACCUGUAUUUUGACUGAGCAGAGAAUAGUUUUCUUCUCUUCUGACUGGGCUCUGCUGACUCUCAUUGCCGAAUGCUUUAUGUUGUACCUUCAUCCUCUUCAGUGGCAACACACUUUUGUGCCUAUUCUGUCUCGUCACAUGCUGGAUUUUGUGAUGGCCCCAACAUCUUUUCUGAUGGGAUGUCAUAUUGAUCAUUUUGAAGAAGUUAGCACGGAAACUGAAGACUUAAUUCUAAUUAAUAUUGAUAAUGGAGAUAUUACACAUUCAAAAAUGGUUGAAGAAGAACCUGAAAUUCCAGAUGUUCCAGCACAAGCAGCAGAAACUUUCAUAAAAAGAGUGGAGAGUCUUCAGCUGCAUUAUGACCUAGAGCUCUGCCAUCUCCGAGCCAGCACAGAUCUCGGUGAACUCCAAAUGCGUAGAAGGGCUUGGCAACAGAAACUGAAUACAGAAGUUCAGCAAAUGACUUUGCAGUUAAUUGUUAAUAUCUUCAGGGAGGUAAAAGACCAUCUAAAUUAUGAACACAGAGUAUUUAACAGUGAAGAAUUUCUGAAAACAAGGGCAAUCGGAGACCAGCCAUUUUACAAAAAGGUUUUGGAGACCUACAUGUUUCACUCUUUUCUUAAAGCUCGUCUGAACAGAAAGAUGGAUGCUUUUGCUCGACUUGAGCUGAGUACCCAGUCUGAAGAGGACAGGUAA
Antrostomus carolinensis (chuck-will's-widow) is the source of this 1464-nucleotide messenger RNA. RefSeq names its product DENN domain-containing protein 3. Gene Ontology annotation, biological process: regulation of Rab protein signal transduction. Gene Ontology annotation, cellular component: cytoplasmic vesicle. NCBI's taxonomy places the organism in Eukaryota, Metazoa, Chordata, Aves, Caprimulgiformes, Caprimulgidae. The record is from RefSeq and is a predicted model, not a curated record. The annotation marks the transcript as partial. The transcript is spliced from 10 exons.